Dermochelys coriacea (leatherback sea turtle) is the source of this 15660-nucleotide messenger RNA. It is a transcript of the gene MRAP2, whose product is annotated as melanocortin 2 receptor accessory protein 2. The transcript has 5 exons. Gene Ontology annotation, cellular component: endoplasmic reticulum; plasma membrane. Gene Ontology annotation, molecular function: type 4 melanocortin receptor binding; type 1 melanocortin receptor binding; type 3 melanocortin receptor binding. Gene Ontology annotation, biological process: regulation of adenylate cyclase-activating G protein-coupled receptor signaling pathway; protein localization to plasma membrane. The record is from RefSeq and is a predicted model, not a curated record. Bases 1340 to 2035 code for a protein of 231 amino acids. NCBI's taxonomy places the organism in Eukaryota, Metazoa, Chordata, Testudines, Dermochelyidae.
CGCUCAUGUUCUCCUUCCAUGUUCUUCCAGUCCAACUCCUGCCUCCCAUAUUUUUGCUCCCUUUACCUCAAGAACCUCCUUCUCAUACAUCCUCUCUCUCCAUUCCCUACUCCCAAGAUCCCUUGAUCUUCCUUAUGGCCAUCACCCAUUCCGCUGUCUGUGUUAGUCUCCUUCUCUGCCCAGUCCACAUUCUGCAACAUGACCCUCUUAGGGCUUGUCUAUGUGGGGAAAUUGACCAAUAUAGAUAGAGGGGAUUAAAUACACUAGUCUGCUAUAACUAUGCAGGUCAAUUUCCCUGUGUAGACCAGCCCUUAGCCUUCUUUCUGCACUUUUGCAUUCCCUUGUCCCUUCAGUUUCCUAUCCAGUUCUCUAACAAUAGAGCCUGGGGUGGCAGCCAUCUUUACUAGAGGCAGCAUCACAUGAAAAGCUACUGGAAAAAAUGGCAGCCAUCUUGAUUGAAAGCAAUCUGGCUUCAUUCCUGCUUAAAGUAAUGGGCUAUUGAGGCCAUUUUGAGUAAGGGUAGAUAUUCGCAAAGAAACUGAAGACAACAGGAGAUCACUAAUCUGUCUCAAAAAAGACCACCAAAAAUUGUGAGGCUUGUGAUAACAUCAAGAAGGUUGACUACUCUGCCCUUUAUCAAGUAUUGUUCUUCACUACAGGUUUUGCAAUGGAAGAUGUUUUGUAGAUAAAGUAUGGCAGAUAUUCUACAGUUUGGCCUGCUAUUUAAAUGCAGUUGAUUUCUGUCCUGCAAGUGGUGGUAUUAGCAAAUUUUUUUUGUUUUCUUCUCAGCCUAUGAUAGAGACCAAGUAAAUGAGAAGUAAGCGUAGUAUGUUUGGAUCCAAUCCUACAGUCUAACUCAUAUGAGUAAGGGCUGUAGGCUAAAGCCAUUUAUGAGCUACCUUUGCAUAGUAGUGUGUUGUACAGAGAAAUAGUAGAGAUUUAGAAUAAGAAAUUGACUCUCACUGGCACUCAUUUUCAUAUAUCACUGUCAGGUUUCACCAAGAGCUCACCCUAAACUGAAUUUUUCAUCAGAGACUGCAUAAUAAAUUCUCUUAUCUUCUCCAACAGAGCUGGAAGGAAAAAUUUUCCCCUGAAAAUAGGGGGGAAAAAAGAGAACUUGUUAAAUUGCUUGGCAGCUUUACUCUGGAAACAUCACAAAUUGAAUUGCUUUUUAAAAAACUGAAUUCCAUUGCAAUGGCAGUCUGAAAUCCUCACAGAUUGGAUCUUUUUUAAAAAAAAAGUCUCCAUCAUAUGUACGUGCUUAUUGUAGGAAAUUACCUAAAACUGAAAGAACAAUUAACAUACUUGUAACAAUGUACUAUCCUGAUUCUGCAAUGUGAUGCAUGCAGGCAAACCUCUACUCCCAUGUGGAACCCUGUUGAUUUCCAUUGGAGGAUUGAAGACAAAGUUAGUGAUGUCUGCCCAUAGGUUAAUUUCCAACCGAACAUCUCAGCAGGCUUUGUCUAACUCUGAUUACACUUGGGAGUAUGAGUACUAUGAGUACGGACCAGUUUCCUUUGAAGGACUGAAAGCUCAUAAAUAUUCUAUUGUGAUUGGAUUUUGGGUCGGUCUGGCAGUUUUUGUCAUUUUCAUGUUCUUUGUGCUGACCUUGCUGACGAAGACCGGAGCACCGCACCAAGACAAUACAGAACCUUCUGAAAAAAGAUUUCAUGUGAGUAACUUCGUGGCAGACUUUGGAAAACCUCUGGAGUCAGACAAGGUCUUUUCACGUCAAGUAGCUGAAGAGUCCAGGUCACUCUUUCACUUUUACAUUAAUGAAGUGGAGCAUUUGGACAAAGCAAAACAAAGCCAUAAAAACCCUGGUCUGGACAGUAAUAUUCACUUCCAGGAAGUAGCGAGGAGUAGUGGAGGGCUGGAGGAGGAGCUGAAUUGCCUUACAAAAUUUAACAUCCCCAAUUUCGUGAACACUGACCAGAAUUCUUCACUGGGUGAAGAUGAUCUGCUGAUUUCAGAGCCCCCAAUCAUUUUAGAAAGCAAACCAGUUAUCCAAGCCUCAUGUCAGAUCCUUGACUGAAAAACCUUGAUUUCUAAAGCAUAGUGUCUUUAUUGUUUCUGUGGUAUCAGGAACUCUUAUUCAGCUGCUAACAUCAGACCUUUUGCCUAUUUCAGUAGAAGAUAUUUCAUAUCUUAUGCCUUUGUUUUAUUGUGAAUAUUGAACUGAUUUCACUUUCGUAUAAAGUGAAAUACUAAAUAUUUUAUGUCAAGAUUUAUUUUUUCACUUUCAAGUGUUUCCUAAGAUCAUUCUUCAGCAUUGCUGUUGUUGCUUGCUAUUUGUUUUAUUUAACUAGCCAUCAUGCCCAGCUGCCUAGUGGUAGCAGAACACACUAACACGAUACAAGAGUUGCAAUGCACUUAACUCUGCUUUGUGGGGAUUGCUGCAGCUGCACAAGGAGGAGUAUCACUGGAUUCUGAAAGGAGUGGUGUGGAACUGGCUGUCCAGGAGGACAGUAAACUCAAAUCAAGACCGAAUGGACUAAUAAGAAGAGGAAGCACCUUUUCGGGCCUCUGAAUCUCCUCUCCUCCCCCGCCCCCUUUCAAAGGGCAGAUUAUUUUGAAACAUAACCAACAUAAUAGAAACUUGCCUGCCAUUAAUCUGCACCCAAGACUCCUAUCAGCUUUUAGAGGCUGCUGAAACCCCAUGUAUCAAAAUUCUAGUGAUGCUGUUUUGUAUAUUAUAUUCAGUUAGUGUUCACAAAAUACUGUUACCAUUUGCUGUGGAAGAAAAACAAAAGCUGUGGCCAUAUUUAGCAUUUCAGAAAAUUUCAUAUUCUUGCAGUUGUGGGUGGGUGACCUAGAAUGAAUGCAUUCUCUAUACAAUUAAUAACAUUGUUUGGUGGACUUGACUGUCAGUGCGAGCCUUUAACAUAGUGAGCACAGGAUUUAAUACAGAAGCAAUAGGAAACAGGGUAGAAAACAUUCCUGUUUUGCUCAGAGCACAGCAGAUGUAGCCAGUUACUAUGGUUUAUGUUUGCAGUGGAUUGAUACUUGCUGCUACUGUACUUUACUCGGCUUGGCUACGCUUGCAAGUUAAAGCACAUUAAAGCAGCCCCAGGCGCUCUAACUCCCGAUGUGUCCACACUGGCAAGGCACGUAGAGCGCCUGGACUCUGCAGCUGGAGCACUCCUAGUAAUCCACCUCCAUGAGAAGCAAAGUUCACUGUGCCCCAGCUGAAAUGCCCGGGCGUCAGUGUGAAAGAGGCGUUGCAUUACUGUGCUGUGAUUGGCCUCCAGAAACGUCCCAUAAUCCCCUGAAGUCAAGUGGCCACUCUUCUCAUUGUUUUGAACUCUGCUACAGGAAUGCGGCUAUCCCUUUUCAAAGCUCAGUUUCUGACAUCUGGCAUGCUUAUCUGCUCUGGGACAAAGCAAACCAUUAGUGUGGAAUGCUGCUGUUGAGAGUGUGUGUGCGCGGGGGGGGGUCUGCUGCUGUCUGAAUGUACAAGACAGGAUGCUGACUCUUUGACCCCCAAAACCCACUCUCCCCCCACAUACACACAACACACUCCCUGUCGCACUCCAACACCUGCAUCCACUUGCACACUGAGAUAGCUACCACAAUGCACUGCUCUUUGUGGUGUUGCAAGAACUGCUAAUGUGGCCACGCCAGUGCGCUUGCAGCUGUCAGUGUAAACACAUGGCAGCAUUGUCCCUGCUGUGCUCUCCGAAGGCUGGUUUAACUCCCAGCGCUCUACCUCUGCAAGUGUAGCCAUGUCCUCAGAGAAAGCAAGCAAUUGGCUGCACAGUACUUUGUGUAGUGCUCAUGCAUUCUGAUAUUUUUUAGGUAACUGCAAAACCACUGAGACUUAUCCUGUAACAAAAUAAAGAGUUUGGGAGAGAUUUAGUUUUAUUACAACGUAUUUUUUUCUUCACCUUUUAAAAAAGACAGUUACUCACCUUUGUAACUGUUGCUCUUCAAGAUGUGUUGCUCAUAUCCAUUCCAAUUAGGUGUAUGCACGCCACAUGCACGAUCGUCGGAAGAUUUUUACCCCAGCAACACUCAGUGGGUCGGCUGAGGCGCGCCCUGGAGUGGCACCUUCAUAGUGUUGGAUAUAUGCUCCAGCUGACCCAGCACCCCCUCAGUUCCUUCUUGCCGGCUACUCUGACAGAGGGGAAGCAGGGUGGGUUUGGAAUGGAUAUGAGCAACACAUCUCGAAGAACAACAGUUACAAAGGUGAGUAACUGUCUUUUCUUCUUCGAGUGCUUGCUCAUAUCGAUUCCAAUUAGGUGACUCCCUUCAUCUGGUCUGCCACAGCAACAAACAGCUGUGACGUUUUCCUGAAAGGUUUCGUUCGCUCAAUGUAGAAGGCGAGGGCCCUGCAAACGUCCAGAGAGUGCAGCUGUUGUUCUCGUCGAGAGGCGUGCAGCUUCGAGUAGAAGAUGGGGAGGAAGAUGUCCUAGUUGAGAUGGAACAUAGACACCACGUUAGGGAGGAAGGCCGAGUGGAGUCAUAGAUCAUAGAAUCAUAGAUUAUCAGGGUUGGAAGGGACCUCAGGAGGUCAUCUAGUCCAACCCCCUGCUCAAAGCAGGACCAAUCCCCAAUCUUUGCUCCAGAUCCCAAACAGCUCCUUGAAGGAUUGAACUCACAACCCUGGAUUUAGUAGGCCAAUGCUCAAACCACUUAGCUAUCCCUCAUCCUUGUCUUGUUUGUCUCAGUCUAUAAAUGUCAGGGUACCUCGCCUUAAUCCUUUGUGUGGCUGAGGGGACAACAGAAAUUCCCGCUGCUGUCUGAGCCACUCCUUGACAUGGGACACUCGUGUGUUAAUGUACUUGUGCAAGUUGUGAGAGUCGUUAGGACAUGCCUAGAGGGCAAUAAACCUCGCAGCUGUACCUUGUCCUUGUGGAACACCGUCUACGGAGAUUCCGCUGUGAGUGCCCUAAGCUCAGACACACACCUCACUGAGGUGAUAGCUACAAGGAAGGCUGUCUUCCAGGAAAGGUACAGGAGUGAGCAGGUGCCCAUCGGCUUGAACGGGGCAGCCAUGAGUUUGGAGAGGACCAGGUUAAGACUCCACAUAGGGACCGGUUGUUGAAUUCGUGGGAACAGGCGCUCCAACCCCUUGAGAAAUCUGCUGACCAUGGCAUUGGAGAAGACUGAACGCCUGUUUUCACCCAGGUGGAAAGCCGAAAUAGGAUAAUAUUGCCAAGCCCUGCUGUUAUAAAGACAGGAGGUAGUCCAAGAUGAUAGGUACUGAUGCCUGUAGCGGGGCUGUAUGACUGAGCGCACCAGCAGGAAAAAUGCUUCCACUUGGCUAAGUACGUAGACCUGGUAGAGGGCUUCCUGCUACCCAAAAAGGACUUGCUGUACCAAGCGAGAGCAGCGCAGCUCAGAUUGUUAGCCAUGCAGCAUUCAUGCUGUGAGGUGGAGAGAUUGCAGGUCGGAAUGACAGAGUCGUCCAUGAUCCUGAGUGAUCGGGUCUGGCCACAGCAGGAGUGGAAUUGGAGUGUCCACCAACAGCUCUAGGAGAGUGGUAUACCAGUGCUGUCUGGGCCAUGCGGGGGUGACCAAAAUCAGAUGGGCUCUGUCCCCGUGCAGCUUGAGUAGGACCCUGUGGACUAGCAGGAAUGGAGGAAAGGUGUAGCGCAGGUGAUCCCUCCACUGUAUUAGGAAGGCGUCAGACAGGGAAGAGUGUCCUUGUAGAGCAUCCUGGUAGAGAGCAGAACACUUGGCAUUUUCGAUUCUUGCGAGAGGCGAAUAGGUCUAUCGGGGAGAGUCCCACUUCAGGAAGACGGAGUGGAUGACGUCCGGGCGAACCGACCACUUGUGAGCCUGGAAUGAUCAUCAGAGGUGGUCCGCUAAGGUGUUCUGGACUCUUGGGAGAAACGAUGCCCCCAGAUGGAUCGAGUGGGCUAUUCAGAAUUCCCACAGACGAGUGGCCUCCUUACAGAGCGGGGACGACCGGGCUUCUCCUUGCUUGUUGAUGUAAAACAUGGCCAUUGUGUUGUCUGUGAGGACUGCAACACAACGGCCUUGAAUGCGCUCUCGGAAUGCUAGACACACCAGGCGCACUGCUCUGAGUUCCCGUAUAUUGCUGUGCAGGGAUAACUCUCCUGCCGACCAUAGGCCCUGUGUACGGAGGUUCCCAAGGUGGGCUCCCCAUCCCAGGGAUGACAAAUCCGUGAUUAGGGACAUGGAGGGCUGCGGGGCAUGAAAUGGCACCCCUUCGCACAUUGAUGUGGGGUCCAGCCACCAGCCUAGAGGGGCUAAUAUCCCUGGCGGGAUGGUAACCACCAUGCUCAAGCUGUCCCGACCUGGGCGAUAUACUGUUUGAUAACCAGGCUUGAAGUGGACGUAGUCGCAGCCCGGCGUGCAUGGUCACAUACGUGCAAGAGGCCAUGUGUCCCAGGAGGCAUAGGCAUGUUUUCACGGUUGAGGUUGGGAAGCUUUGCAGGCUGUGGACUAUGUUCGCCAGGGAUCGGAAGUGUGCUUCCAGAAGAAGUGCCCGGGCUAGGCCUGAGUCUAAGACUGCUCCUAUGAAUUCUAUCCUCUGGGUUGAUACCAGAGUGGAUUUCGCGACACUGAGCCGGAGGCCCAGUUGAUUGAACUGGUGAGCUGAACGUGAGACUGCACCUGAUCCCUGGAGCGACCCCAAAUAAGCCAGUUGUCAAGAUAUGGGAACACUUGGAUCCGUUGUCAACAAAAGGAGGCAGCCACAACAGCCAUGCACUUGGUAAACAUGCUGGGGAUCCUGGACAGGCCGAAAGGAAGGAUGGUGAAUUGAAAGUGCUGUUGAUUGACCACAAAGCGAAGGAAGCGUCUGUGCGCUGGGUAGAUUGCAAUGUGGAAGUACGUGUUCUUCAUGUCGAGGGCGGCGUACUUAUCUCCAGGAUCUAAGGAAGGAAUAAUGGUCCCUAGUGAGAUCAUGAGGAACUUCAACUUUACCAUGAAUUUGAGUCCGCAUAGGUCCAGGAUGGGCUGAAGCCCGCCCUUGGCCUUGGGGAUUAAGAAGUAGCGUGAGUAAAAACCGCUGCCCCUUGACUCUCUUGGAACCUCCUCUAUGGCUCCCACAGCUAGGAGUGAUUGGACCUCCUGUAGAAGGAGGUGCUCAUGAGAAGGGUCCCUGAAGAGGGAUAAGAUGGGGGGGGGGGGAGCAAAUUGGAGGGAGUAACCCCUUUUCACCAUGUAUAGGACCCAACGGUCUGGUGUUAUGUGGGAGCAUGUACGGAGGAAAUGGGGGAGACAAUCUUGGAAAGGCAGGGAAGGAUCCUGAAUGGAGACUGGUACUCCGUCCUUGAGCGCACCUUCAAAUGUUCUGCUGAUGGCUUGGGAGGGCCCUGGCCUUGGCUGGCUUGGUGGCCAGUUUGUUUUUUUUUAAUUUACAACCGCGUCUUCUAAAGAAGUCCUGUCUUGGCUGAGGGGGAGGAUAGGAUCUCUGAGGUUGCGGUCUGAAGGGCCUUCUCUGCGUUACUGGGGUAUGCAUGAUGAUGAUUCUCGAGUCCUUCAGACUCUGCAGCCUUGAGUCUGUCUUUUUGGAGAAUAGGCCCUGGCCAUCAAAGGGCAGGUCCUGGAGGGUCUGCUGCAACUCUGGUGGUAAGCCAGAGGCCUGCAGCUAUGAGAUGCGGCGCAUGGCUAUGCCCGAGGCCAGGGUCCUAGCUGCUGAGUCCGCCACGUCCAGACUGGCUUGUAGGAAGGUUCGGGCCACCUUCUUGCCCUCCUCUACUAGAGCCCCAAAUUCCUCUCUGGACUUCUGUGGAACCAACUCCUUGAAUUUUUUUUCAUAGAGUGCCACGAAUUAUAAUCAUAUCGGCUCAGGAGUGCCUGCUGGUUGGCCACCCUGAGCUGCAAGCCUCUGGCCAAGUACAUCUUGCGCCCAAACCAGUCUAGGCGUCUAGCGUCCUUUGAUUUAGGCGCCGGGGCCUGCUGACUGUACUGUUCCUUCUCAUUGACUAAUGCCACGACAAGGGAGCACGGUUGGGGGUGCAUAUAGAGGUACUCGUAUUCCUUUAAGGGGAAAAAGUACUUCCUUUUCACCCCUUUGGCCGUAGGUGGAGUAGAGGCUGGUGAUUGCCAGAUUGUCUUGGCAUUGGCCUCUAUAGUUCGUAUGACUGGGAGGGCCCCUCUGGACAGUGCCUCUGCCGACAGAAUGUCAACCACCGGGUCCUCUACCUGGAGGUUCAUAUUGCGCACCACCAUGCAGAGCAAUUCCUGGUGGGUGCGGAGGUCCACAGGAGGAGGGCCUGAAACUGCAGUCCCUGCCAUUGCCUCAUCAGGCGAGGACGAGGAAGAUACCCCUGGGACUAAGGGAUCCUACGUGAGGUCCUCUUGUUGCCCAACUUCCACUACCCUAGAGGCGUGGGCCUGUAUUGGCACUGGAGGAGUCACCUCAGAACCCCCUGGGGGGGGGUGAGACACAGUGGCUCCGAAGGGGCAGAAUGGGAAGCCCCCAAAGGAACCCCCUGGGCCUGAUGGCAUGCCCGGGGGUCGAAAAAGACCACUGAGGAGGUCCUGGGCCCGUGUCCUGGCCUUCGUCCAGCCACUGGCCUGCACCGUACUCGCCCUGGUCUUGGGCGUGGUAGCCAUCUUGUGAGCGUGACCACAUGGAGGCAGAGCGAGACUGCCAAGGCGGUGCUGUACAUGUCGGUGCAGAGUCCCCCAGUGCAGUAUGGUGCCAGGGACCAGUGGCGUGAUGCAGAACAGUACUGAGACAUGGAUCGGUGCCUGCGAUCUUAUUGGUACUGGGAGCCUGAUCUGGAUCUCAAAGGUGACCUCCGGUGAGAUCGACGCCGGGAUCGGCUCCAGGUUGAGUGUUGCUUUGACCGGUACCGGGAGCGGUGCCAGGAGUCCAAUCGGUACCGGCCAUACUGCGAUUCAGAUCUCUGCGAGUCGGAGCGGCGUCGCGAGUACAACUGGUGUCGAGAACGAGAUCGGUGCUGGGACUGCGAGCGAUGCCUUGAAAGGUGCUGAGACCCAGAUCAUGACCAGUGCAGUCCUGCUUCACUCAGCAACGGCGGUCGUAUCAGGGAUGGUUUUCCCUUCAAUGGCACUGCCCGCACCGGAGGUGCCACUGGCUGCAGGGGAGUCAGCUCUGUGAGUGCGAUUAAGUCCCGCGCUGUUGAAAAGGUCUCCAGCGUGGAGGGCAGCCUCAGCUUGACCGCGGUGUGCACCGGAGAGCUUACAUGCACCAGACUCUAUGGCCCUUGUGGCGCUGGAGUAGAUGGUGCAGGAGCUGUUACUUGUCCUGUGUGCUUUGGCAAUGGACGUGACUCCAACUGUGGUGUAGGAAGUGUCGGUGGUUGCCAAACCGACAAACAAGAAGCAGUCAGAACCUGCUUGGGCUGCUGCUUCUUCUGGCCUGGAGAUAGGGACCAGCAUCGUGGUGGUGGAGGUGCUGGGGAGACCUGGUGCCACGAAUCUUUAGUAGAGUUCAAACGCGGUGCCGGACCAAUCGGUGUCGCAGGGACACUUUGCACCGAAGACGCCGCCGAGUCUGGGUGCGCGGAGGAAGGGACCGGGCUCAGUGCUGCCUCCAUAAGGAGCUGCUUCAGUCUAAAGUCUCGCUCCUUUUGGGUCCUCGGCUUGAAGGCUUUGCAAAUGCAGCUCUUGACAGCUUGGUGGGAUUCCCCCAGACAGCUUAGGUAAGAGUUGUGGGGAUCUCCCGUUGGCAUUGGCUUCAGGCAAGCCGAGCAGGAUUUGAAGCCCAGAGACCCAGGCAUAGGCCCGGUACCAGGAGAGGAAAGAAGACCCCGUUCCACCCCACUAAGUAAACUAAAUCUAACUAUACUAAGAACUACUAACAACUAAUCACGAACUAUUAACAGGUAAUAAAGCGAAAGCUAGGGAGAGUGGAGAUCAGCUAUGCUGCGCUCCACAGUUCCAACGACCGUCACGGGCGGUAAGAAGGAACUGAGGGGGCGCUAGGUCAGUUGGGGCAUAUAUCCAAUGCCAUGAAGGUGUCACUCCAGGGGGCGCCUCAGCCGACCCACCGAGCGUUGCUGGGGUAAAAAUCUUCUGACGAUCAUGCACGCAGCGUGCACACGCCUAAUUGGAAUACAUAUAAGUAAGCAGUCGAAGAAGAACUGGAAGAGGUAUUGACUCUGAGGUGACAAUUACUUACAGAAAACUAAUAAUUGAGGCCCAAAUGGAAAACCCUGCCUAAAUUUAAAAUUUGUAGCAUCCCAACACAUUUUUAUGAUGGGAUUAAGUGAUUUUUUUAGGGAGAUGUGAUGAUAUGCAGUGGUUAACUCUGAGAAUUAUGGAUACUUUUGUAAAUCUUGUCAAAUUGCCAUCACAAAUUUCUUGAAAAGUCAAAGUAAUGCCUCUCUUUUAACCUGUGUAUAACUAUGCAUUAAUAUCAUUAUGGCAAAUCUCCCUUACAUCUUCCCUUUGCUUGUUGGUUUGUCUAUAUGUGUAAUUUAUGAUCUGCUUACACAAUGAUCAUUUAUCUGAGAAAUCCAUCAAAGAUUAUCUCUAUUUCCCUCCAUCAGUUGAGGAAGUUAUGAAAGCCAUGAAACAACAGAACUCUGGCAAAGCAUCCAGAAAGGCUGGUAUUCCACCAGCAGAACUUUAUAAAGUAGUAGGCUCCAAGGCUAUCGAGGUGUUUCAUGACAUCUUGAGUAGCAUUUAGGAGGAAGAAAUGCCACCAGACUUCAAAGAUGCUAUUAUUGUGUCAUUGUUCAAAAACAAAGGCAGCAAAGCUGCUUAUGGAGACUACAGAGGCAUUGCUCUCUGUACAGCAGGGAAAAUACUAGCUCGCAUUCUACUGAACAGACUCAUUGCAGACAUAUCUGAGGAGAAUCUGCCAGAAGUGCAGUGUAGUUUCAGACCAGAUCAUAGUACUAUGGACAUGAUCUUUGUUGUAAGGCAAGUCCAAGAAAAGUGUUUAGAGCAGAACAUGGACCUAAAUGCAGUUUCCAUCGAUUUGAUGAAAGCUUUUGAUACAGUCAACAGAGAGGGUCUAUGGGCUAUUCUACCUAAAAUGGGCUGCCCAAGAAGGUUCAUACAAAUUAUCCAUCUGUUCCAUGACCACAUGACAGUGCAAGUUCUCCCCAGUGGUGACUUUUUUGAUGCAUUUGAAAUCGCGAAUGGAGUGAAGCAAGACUGGGUACUUGCUCCAGUGCUGUUCAACUUGUUCUUUGCCUGUGUCCUCAGCCAUGCCACAAGGGACUUGGAUCAGGGGAUAUCUUUCACUUCAGAGGGAGUUGUAGACCAAGAAGUCUAUUCUCAUCGCACAAAGAACCAGAUACUCUCCAUCUACUUCAUGUUGCUUUCAUAAGAAUAACCUCAAGUAGUGGUGCAGUCUCUGAGAACUGCAAUGUCAGUGGCUGGAGUAAUUUUAUUCACAAGUUGGAAACUCAAACUUUGGGGAUGUACUCGUGUGAAAGAUAAACCAGCCCAUGCCAAAGCAGCUGCACUUGGACAACAACUAUGCAGAAUGUUGCCAGCAGUACACAUGCUGACUGGGUGUAAUUCAACCAGCAAUCUGGCAUGGUUUGCAAACUAAAGUUUAUCAGGAAAAAUCCACACAAAUUUAGAAGCCUUGCCAAUUUUGGCACUGUGGUGGAGAUAGUUGUGCUGCUUUCAACUGCGCAGGAACUUCUGAUAACCCUUCUCUGACACGACGGCUAACUCAGUAGAUGUAAAUGCUGUGCGAUAUAAGCUUUUUUUGUCACAAACAGACCUGGAACAAUUUGAUAGUUUUGUGCAACAUACCAAGCAUACAGAUUACCAGACCUUUAUCUGGAACGAUGCCAUGGAGACUUGACUUGACAUCUCUUCUCUCCCCCCAAAGAAAUAGCUGGCAUCACAAGGCUGGACAGAUUUCUCCAACACUAAUGACACAGACACUUGCCACUGAAGCACUCCCAGAACUCAUUACAUGUAGAUGUAAAAAGCCAAGUGUGGAGGCAGCUGUAGUUGUUCAAGACAGAGCAUGGCGUACACAUUGACUUGCUUGUGUACUGGUCGUGAAGACUGUUUGACACUGACAAUUUUGUGAUGAGUAUAAUCUAAAUGAGACCAACUACAGAUGGUUCAGACUUAGACAAGUAGCAUAUUUCAAAUAUAUUGAAAAAGAUUAGAUACGUAUAUCCUGUCAUAUUGCCCAUCACUGAGAGGAGUCCAGUGGCUAUUAGUAGGGCCCUACCAAAUUCACCGUCAUGAAAAAUGACGUUAUGGAUUGUGGAAUUUGGUUUCCCCCCGUGAAAUCUGGUCUCGUGUGUUUUUACCCUUACUUCUGCACUGCCUUCAGAGUUGGGUGGCCAGAGAGAGGCGGCUGUUGGCUGGGCCCCCAGCUCUGAAUGCAGUGCCCUGCCAGUGGCACUGCAGAUGUAAGGUUGGUAAUACCAUACCAUGCCAUCCUUACUUCUGCACUGAUGCUGGCAGUGGCUCUGCCUUCAGAGCUGGGCUCCCAGCCAGCAGCCGCCGCUCUCCAGCUGCCCAUCUCUGAAGGCAGUGCUGCCACCAGAAGUAAGGGUAGCAAUACCACAACCCCCCUAAAAUAACCUUAUGACCUCCUUCCCCCAACUCCUUUUGGGUCAAGAUCCCUACAGUUACAAUACCCUAAAAUUUCAAAUAUAUAUAACCUAAAUCAUGAAAUUUAGGAUUUUAAAAAUACCAUGACUGUGAAAUUGACUAAAAUGGAUCAUGAAUUUAGAAGGGCCCUAGCUAUUAGUUUUUGCUAGCACCAUGCUGUGAAAUAGUAUAUUCAGCUUCUAAUAUAAUGAAUAAUCUCUGCAUUUAUCAACACAAAACACAAGGCCAACAUUCUUUAAGUAAUGACGUUAUUAAUUUGUGUCAAACUAUUUGGAUGACUGAAUUUUUUUUUUUGUAUGUAGUGUUGUUGUAGCCAUGUCAGUCCCAGGAUAUUAGCGAGACAAAGUGGGUAAGGAAAUAUCUUUUAUUGGAUCAAUUUACGUUGGAGACAAGUUUUCUGUUUGACCUUGUGUUUAGUUGACACACUGAAUACCCUUUCCAGACCUGAAGAAGAGCUUUGUGUUGCUCGAAAGCUUGUCCCUCUCACCAGUGAAAGUUGGUCCAAUAAAAGAUAUUUCCUCACCCACCUUGUCUUUCUAAUUUUUUCUUUUAAUGUAAAUUGUUUAAAUCCCCUUUUAUUCAUUUUUUCUUUCCAACUUGUCUUGACAACUUAAGUACAUUUUUGUGGACUUUUCACUUACAGAAAAGGCUGUUUAGACAUGGGUAAAAAAUCUUGCAUUGGCAUCUCUUGCUACUACCUUUUAACCCCACAUCCACCGUAGAAAGUACUGAGGGACACAUCUAUCAAAAUAAGUUGUUGCUUUCUGCAUCCCCUGCCUUACAGCCCCCCCCCAAAUUUGUAUGGGCCCCCAGAUGAAAAGUGGGUAGUGCUAGGUCCAGCCACAGGAUUUCUUGGGCCCUAAGAUGUUGGAAGAGAACAUGGACAAAGUGUGUCUCGUGUGUGCUCUAAUCUUGUGCUGGAAGGUGUGGGGGUUUGGCAGUGAGCUCUUCCCUCCACCUCACCUGAUAAAGGGAAUUACUGUGUUUUGUGAAGCUUGUAUUGGAUGCAGAGGCUGCUUGUGUUCAAGGUCUACUGUGGAUACUGCAUUUAUUUUGUACCAAUGUAAACCGUUUUAAAAGAUUUAAUUAAUUUUGUUUGAAUUAAAUCUGCAGCUGUUGGAUCAAAACCUUUUGAACCUGGAUUCUUCAGAGGUGGUGAGGAGCGUGUUACAAUGACUGACGGUCUAAGAUCUUUGAAAUAUAGGCCAUUUGUUGAUUGCACAAAGUGGAAUGGUGAAAGGUCAGACACAAAGGGAAGGCUAUUUAAGGUAUCAACUAGCAUUUGUUGAAAGGCUAUUUCCUAAUAUUCCAAAAUUCACCUCUGUUAGCAAAUGAUUGAUUAGUGAAGUUGUGCUGCAUUUGAUGCAUAAUGUCUCUUGCUACUAAACAAAAAGAUUUUACAAACAGUUAUCCCCCAUUAUGUCAAGUGAAAUGCAGCUACCUCUGCAGUGAAUUGUUGAUAGAAGUUUAAGAAAGUAACAGCAGCUUAGAUUAAGAAAUGAAAGAUACCCACCCUCUUGAAACUGCUGGAGGUAAACUGCAUGUAAUAACUGGUCCCUGAGUGGCAUACUGACACUAACAAGUCAGUGAGGACCUUGACAGGCUCUUUAAUGAUUAUAAAUGCUCCAGGUGCUCAACUUCAAGACCUCCCCUCAAGCAGUGCCUGAACACCACGUGGAGGUGUUGGUUUAAAACUAAAUCAAAAGGAAAAAUGUUAAUCUUGAAUGAACACCUCUGCAUCUUGCACAGCCCUCUAUUAUCUGAAUUCUGACCCAGCCACACCCUUUGCUGGGGGGCAGUCUGACCAAAAUCGCAGCUCAAAGUCAUAAGUGAUAUGUUAACAAUAUGCGGCCAUAGCAAUGUCACAGUAGCUAUGCUGUCAUAAUGACAUGGUUUGUGUGCAGGCUACUCUGCUGGAGGAAGGGUUUUUUCUGUUGGCCUGGGAACACUACCUCCAUCAGAGGACGUGUUCAUGGUAGUCAAGUGGUAUAGCUAUGCAAGUCAAAUAAUUAGGUGUAUUUUUUCCCCAUAUUGCUAACAUAGCUAUGUUGAUUUAAUGCAGAAGUAUAGAUCAAGCCCACACCUGUAUAAAUAUUCAUAGCCAACUGCUGCCCUCACUUACAAAUCCUUGGGGAGCGGUGCCUGCAUAGGUUGGGGGCUGAAUUCAGCCUCUAGCUGUGUUGUGCUUUUUUGAGGGGUUGGGGGACGAGAGGAGAGAGACAAGCGUAUUAUCUGCUUCAGAUAAAAUUAAAGGAUUCUAGCACAGAGAAUAUCAAGCAUUCAUAAUUUAAUAAGUGCUAACGUAGCUUUUGAGCUGGGAAGGAAGCGUUAAGUAAUUUUCAUUUUGCUUGGGAAAAAGAUUUGCCUGAGAAUAAAGAAAUUUGCCAUGUCCACCUAAUCAAAUUUGCAUCUCUGCAGCAAACCUGCAAAAUAAGCAGUCUAUGAUGGACUGUAUUGGUUGCUGAACAAGGUGUGGAGGAGCAAGACAUUGACAGCAGUAUUUGACUGACUGUCAUUAAGCAAUUAAACCAUUUCCUACCACUGAAUUUAGUGUAGCCCUACCUGGAGCUUAUCUGUCCUCUCACUGUAUGACUGCUUGCCAUGAAGGAGAUUUAGUCAUGGGCAGUAAGGGAAUGUAAUAUUUUACAUUCCAAUUAUAUAUAUUUUUAAAAGUAGUUUGCUUAUAGCUAUGAUAAAAGACCAGAAAAUUGCUGUAGACGGUCCAGUUAAGAAGAGGGACCAAAAACAGGAUAGGUUCUCUCUUCUGGGACCUGUUUCUAGGCUCCCGCAGGUGCCAGGAUUAUGCUUCUACUUCUCCUUGGAGUGGAAUUGUGCCAGCCAACUGCUCGCAGACUGGGUCUCUGUAUCAUCCCUCCCUGACUGCCAACUGUGCUUACCUCAAAGGGCCAGCUGGGCUUGGCCCUGCUAGAGUUGGGAGUUUGUGGUCAGGAACAAUGGGUAGUGACACAGAAGCACUUUCUCCAAAGUGAAGUAUGAUUUAUUUACCCAAAUGGUACAGAGGGUUUAGCGCAGUACAUAUGUGUAUGUGGGCUCUGGUAGUCCCCUCAAGCCCUAAGGUAGCCAUGCACAUGUGUGUGCACUCCUUCCCCUCCAAUUAUGGUACAAAAAAUGCAAACUUGAAAAUAUCUGCCUAGCCCCUCUUACUUUAUUUAU